AAUGAAAUCAAAGGAAUCAGAUUGGCCAUGGAUCGAAGCCAUUGUUUCUUUCCGUUUGGCAACCUACUUACUUUUCCAUUUGGCGGCUUGUGGAACUUUUGGUGAAAGACACUUCGUAUGAGUAGAUAUUGGACUGUAGAAGAACAUGAAAGAUUCUUGGAAGCUAGAAGGAUAUAUGGCAGAAAGGAUACAAAGUCCAUUGCAGAAUAUGUCGGUACUAGAACGGUGACCCAAGUAAGAACUCAUACUCAAAAAUAUGAAAGAAGAUUGGAAUUGGCAAGAAGAACAGGUGGUCCAGGUUUUCGAGUCCGGUCAAAAAGGAACAGCGAACAACGAGGUUGGAAGAAUAAAUAUCCAAAUAAGAUCACAAUAAGGAUGGAACAGGAUAGUUCUGUGAGUUCUACUAGUAGCAACGUUUCUGUGACCAGGAAUAGUAUAGAAUUUGCCCGUUGUCAUAUGGAUACACAGAGUCCAUACUCCGUUCAACAAACAUAUAUGUACUCGGAACGCAAUCCUUCGGAUGCAGAUCCCUUUGAGCUCGUUGAUUCGGAUUUGUACAGCGAUUAUUUGAGUUUUCCAAACCAAUCAGGUGAAGCAGCGAACAACAAUGCAGCUACAGAUACUUCUACAAGACCAUGGGAUGACUCAGGCAAGAAUAUUUGUCCUUAUAGUGCAAGUGUGCACGAACUCUAUUCGAAUCUUCCAUUUUGGCAAAAUGUAAUAGCCAAGUCCUCUUGGAGGUUACAUCGAGCCAAAACACCUUGGGAAGGUUUGGGGUUUGAAAGGGAAGGAUUUGUAGAAAGUUCGAACGAUGUUGAUAAUAAUGAUGGGUUGUGUAAAGAUGAAAAUGUAUUGGACGUUGACAACAUUGAAAGUACCGAAGAUUUGGAGACUGCAUUGAUGGAAUAUUUUCAAAGGAAACCUGGUUUUACUUCAUUGAAUGAGGCAGACACAUUUCCAUUGCUACAGUCGAGUAGUAGUCCAUCUUCUUUUAGAAUGUGAGGAUUCAAGAGUACAUGUAACAUGGUUAUUAUAGAUGUGUCGGGUAUUGGAACAAGUUUUUAUUGGCUCUUUGACCUUGUAAAGAAUAUUUGGUUUGUCUUGUCAUCUAUCAUUCUUUAUCCACAUAUAUGUGUUUAGACGGUAUAAUAACAGUGAUGUAAAGUGGAUUUCGAGUUGAUUUAUCUAUCCU
Messenger RNA from Galdieria sulphuraria, 1192 nucleotides. Its product is annotated as myb domain-containing transcription factor. NCBI's taxonomy places the organism in Eukaryota, Rhodophyta, Bangiophyceae, Galdieriales, Galdieriaceae. Gene Ontology annotation, molecular function: DNA binding. The transcript has 2 exons. Bases 118 to 1002 code for a protein of 294 amino acids. The record is from RefSeq and is a predicted model, not a curated record.